UCCGAGGAGGGGGAAGGGCGAGGAGGGCCGGCCGGUGCCGUCAGUCAGGCAGGGGGAGCCGCCGGGAGCGGAUGGCGGCAGCGGUAGCGGGCCCACUCGCCGCCGGGGGUGAGGAAGCUGCAGCUUCAGUCUCCGUGCCAGGGUCUCCUGGUCUACCCGGGAGCCGUAGCGCAGAACGAGCCCUAGAGGAGGCAGUGGCCACCGGGACCCUGAACUUGUCCAACCGGCGUUUGAAGCACUUCCCCCGGGGCGCGGCCCGCAGUUACGACUUAUCAGACAUCACCCAGGCUGACUUGUCUCGGAACCGGUUUCCCGAGGUGCCUGAGGCAGCUUGCCAGCUGGUGUCCCUGGAAGGCCUGAGCCUCUACCACAAUUGCCUGAGAUGCCUGAACCCAGCCUUGGGGAAUCUCACAGCCCUCACCUACCUCAACCUCAGCCGGAACCAGCUGUCAUCAUUGCCACCCUACAUCUGCCAGCUGCCCCUUCGAGUACUUAUCAUCAGCAACAACAAGUUAGGAGCCCUGCCUCCAGACAUCAGCACCUUAGGAAGCCUGCGGCAGCUUGACGUGAGCAGCAAUGAGCUGCGGUCCCUCCCGGCGGAGCUCUGUGGCCUCCGGUCCCUGCGCGAUCUCAAUGUCCGAAGGAACCAGCUCAGCACCCUGCCUGACGAGCUGGGAGACCUUCCUCUGGUCCGCCUGGAUUUCUCCUGUAACCGUGUCUCCAGAAUCCCCGUCUCCUUCUGCCGCCUCAGGCACCUGCAGGUCAUUCUGCUGGAUAGCAACCCCCUCCAGAGUCCACCUGCCCAGAUAUGCCUGAAGGGGAAACUUCAUAUCUUCAAGUACUUAACAAUGGAGGCUGGCCGGAGUGGAGCCGCCCUCGGGGACCUGGUCCCUUCCCGACCCCCGAGUUUUAGUCCCUGCCCUGCCGAAGAUUUAUUUCCGGGACGUCGUUAUGAUGGUGGCCUGGACUCUGGCUUCCAUAGCGUUGACAGUGGCAGCAAGAGGUGGUCAGGGAAUGAGCCUGAACCCACAUGGUCCCAGCCCUGCAGGGAGCCCAUGUCCCACCUCUGCCUCUCUGCCUUAAAGUCCACAGAUGAUUUUUCCGAACUGUCUUUCCGAAUCUCGGAGCUGGCUCGGGAGCCCCGGGGGCCUAGGCAACCCAGGGAAGAUGGCUCUGGCGAUGGAGACCUGGAGCAGAUUGACUUUAUCGACAGCCACGUGCCUGGGGAAGACGAAGAGCGAAGUGCGGCUGAGGAGCAGCUGCCUUCUGAAUUAAGCCUUGUAGCAGGGGAUGUGGAGAGGCCAUCGAGCAGCAGGCGGGAGGAGCCUGCAGGGGAGGAGAGGCGGCGCCCAGACACUUUGCAGUUGUGGCAGGAGCGGGAGCGGAAGCAACAACAACAGAGUGGGGGGUGGGGGUCCCCCAGGAAGGACGGCGUCCUGAAGCGGGGGAUCAGGGCUGCCGGGCCAGGGGCUUCGGCCCCAUCCACACAGGCCGCCUGCAAUGGCCCACCAAAGUCCAGUGCUACCCAACUGGCAGGUUCAGGGGGGCAGGGAGCUCCCACAUCGCCCCCCACCUCCCAGGACCCCCUUCCUGUAUCUGGACCAGCGACAGCUCCUGUUCCCAGGCCACUGGGCUCCAUUCAGAGACCAAACAGCUUCCUCUUCCGGUCCUCUUCUCAGAGUGGCUCUAGCCCUUCCUCUCCGGAGUCUGUUGUGAGACCUCGGCCGUUUCCUCAGGAGAAGGAGCUAAUAUCCCAACUUCGCCAGGUCCUAGAGUCACGGCUGCAGCGACCCCUGCCUGAGGACCUGGCAGAGGCUCUGGCCAAUGGGGUGAUCCUCUGCCAGCUGGCGAACCAGCUGCGGCCCCGCUCUGUGCCCUUCAUCCAUGUGCCCUCGCCUGCUGUGCCAAAGCUCAGUGCCCUCAAGUCUCGGAAGAAUGUAGAGAGUUUCCUAGAAGCCUGUCGAAAAAUGGGUGUGCCUGAGGAGUCCCUGUGCCAGCCCCACCACAUUCUGGAAGAGGAGGGGGCCCCCGGAAGGGGCCUCCCUCACAUCGCUGCUGUCCUUCACGCACUUCUGGAACAGCCUUAGGGGAGAGGUUGGGGCGCUGGGCCCCGAGUACCACCGGACCUGCCCUGGGAGCAGAUGACACCUGAGCCCUGCCAGUUAACAAGGACUUGGUGACCGCGGUCUUGUGUAGCCCCCGCCCUCGGCUGCUUCGGGUGCAGCCCCCAUGCGGGUGAAGAGUGUUGUGUCAGACACAAUAAAGAGACGCCCAAGGCCUUUGGUUGGCCCUCA
Molecule: messenger RNA, 2294 nt
Organism: Apodemus sylvaticus (European woodmouse)
Lineage: Eukaryota; Metazoa; Chordata; Mammalia; Rodentia; Muridae
Gene: Lrch4
Product: leucine rich repeats and calponin homology domain containing 4
Exons: 18
Coding region: 72-2087 (671 amino acids)
Molecular function (GO): protein binding
Source: RefSeq, a predicted model, not a curated record